CAGAAAGGUAUACUUGAGUUUAGUUUAUCCUUUACUGUGUUAGACAAAAUUUACAACAAAAAAAGUACCUAGUAAUCGGUUAAAACAGUUAAAACACGAUACAGUUUUAACUCGCUUUAACAACUCUCCAAAUACAGUAAAUAUCAAUAAUUGUCAUCCAGAUGAUUGUUUUAAAUUGAAUGAUAACCAAAUAAAACAGUUAAAGAGGAUUUAAAUGCCAUUAUUCAUAAGUACAUUAAUGUAAUGGGGCACGUCGAAGGGGUUUACCCAUUAAAUCUCUAGAAUUAAUUGUUGUGUAAAUAAGUAACUUGUUAAAAUACACUAUAAAUGAUCAGAUAAAAAAAUAUAGCUGACCCGAUUGUGUUUAAAAAUUUCCAACCCAUGUUGUCACCAUCUGCUAUAUCAGAUAUUCAGCAUUCAGGGAAGUUUAAAUCUUGACAAAUAAAUUUUCUCUAUCUUUAUCUAGUAUUCUACACCUAACAGUAAUAUUCAAUUAGCUCUCCCAUCGUACGUAAGUAGUACAAAUAUAUGUAUAGUAGUUUCGAUUUAUUAAAAGUUUAUUCGGUCAGAUAACUAAUAGGUAAAUCAUUCAAAUAAUCGGAAUGUGAUAUUAUGUAUAUGAGAUAUCUAACAGUAACUAACCGUUCUCUAUAUAGUUUCAUCCUGAUAUCUGGUAGUUUUUACCAAUAGUUUGAGAACUAUCAAGUUUCCCUGCUUAGCAUGAUCAAACGGCAAACACCUUUGUCAGUACUGCUUUAUUAAGACGCUGGAAUCUAUGAUCAUUUUUAUCUCAGUAUAGUAGUUACGGUCGGGUAUCUAGGAUUGAAUUUUACUGGAUAUCACAGACUCUCUUUAGCACCAGCACUCAUUGGAGAUCGCAGGCUUACUUUCGAUUGUCUAUUGUAGUAAAUCAAUAUUCUAACAAAACUUUCAAAAUAAGAUCUAGUUAAUAAAUUGUGCAAAAAUCUGUAAAUUCCACUUUUACUAUCACUAGUUUUCUUGGUCACUGUUUCUGGUCAUAUUCACAGACAUUUAUAAUAAAAUAGCAUUCUUUUUUAAAUAUAGUGAAAAUGACACACAUGUAACUCUGUGUAUUACCCUUUCCACACACUAUUCUCAAAAUUACUUUGUCAUGUGAAUAUAUUUAUCUAUAAAUCAAUCCUAUUGGUGUUAUGCAUCAAUGUGUAGUUUACUUGUCUGUAUACGUGUUAAUAACUAUAUGUGCAUGAAGGCUGGUGCCUUAUAAACACAAAUUACUUCACGUGUACAUAAUCAAUCUUAUAUAUAUAUAGGUAUAAUCACCAUACAACUCACACAAUGUAACCUGCUCAUCUACUGGUUGUUAUUUUUAGAUUUCAAUUAAGAAUAAUUUCUGUCUAAUAAAACAUACCAUAAUUGGAACCACUUCAUAAACAGUAAAGAACGAGGCAUGGAAAUAUCUUGACACAGUCACCUUUCAAAGCAAAACAAAACAAAAAACGAAUCGAGUAUCUCUUUUUGCAAAUGUUGAAACAAACAAUUAUAUUUCAUAAAAUAUUACCAAUUGACUGGAUUGAUAUCUUUGGCGGUAAAUAAAAUUUGAAGUUUACCAAGUUUAAACAAAAUUCACAGUAGUAGUAGUAGUAGAUCAUUUUUUUCUUUUUCAUAAUACUCAUGAAAAACAAACAGUAACUUAGUGAUUAAUUUUCUUUCUGAUUACAGUUUUCACUUGAAGUAAAUUUGUACUACUAAUGAUAUAUGAAUAAAUUCAACAGAAAAUUAUUAACUAUAAAAUGCAUUCUACAUUAAUCAUUUUCUAUGAAUAAUACAAGUUUGCAUUUCACAAUGAUGCAAUUAGUUAAAUGUAUCCAUAUAUCUAUAUACAGUAAUACAUCUAAUAUAUAAUGUUUAUACCAACUUGGAUAUUAUCUCUAUUAUUGUAUUUAUAUGUUACAAGUGAAUUAUAUUAUAACGAAAUUCAUGGCUUUGAAAUAGGUAAAACAGAUUUUAAACCAGAGUUGAAAGCGAAUCAUGGUCCGAAUUUUACUCAAAUUACAUGUCGUAUAAAUCGUCCAAAACCAAAUGCAGAAGUCUACUUGACAUGUCCUGCCUUAGGAGAAAGUACAACACAUGAAAAUUGUUACCAAGGCUGUCAACCGACCAAUCCUUGCACUCACUCAACACAGUAUCAGUCUGGAUGUGUACCACAUGACCAAACAGUAUUUUGUCAGAAAAUUGAAUUUCCUAAUGGUACUGUUGUAUUGAAUUUAAACGUGGAUCGAACUGACAAACGACUGGCAGGUUUAUGGUCUUGUACACAUGCUGGUCUGGAAAGUACCAAGUUUGAGAUAGAAUUAAAAAGUUAUUCAAUUAUGAAUGAAAUUAAUCCACUUUCAAAACCUGUGGUAAAACAAGAGAAACAUGACUCAGAUACAAAGAUUUUACGAAACACACACUCUAAUCAAAAUAAUUUGGUCAACAAUCAAUCAACAUCUUAUAUGAGAAAACCGGAAGUAUUACUUACUAUACUAUCGAUAUUGAUUUUAUCAAUUCUUAUCAAUUUGGGAUUCUGCAUUCGAUGUUUACUAUUUCGUUCCUAUAUUGACGCAUCACAAGAAGGAUCAAGUAAAACAAGUUGCCUAGCUGCUUGUCUUUGCUUACCUGAUGAAAUGAGGAAGGGUUCACUAAUUAUGACGACACCAAUUCUACCUCGAGCAACUAUGACGCCGCAUAUGAAUCAUGUUAGAAUAAAUGGCUCAGAUCAUGGAGUACUUAAUUCGUCAUACAGCUUAUCUGCUAUACAAAAAAUCCCUUUACUCUACAAUGGUACAUCAUAUAAGGAGAAUCCACCUACAAAUUACAUUCCGACAAAUUCAUUACCAGGUACUUUCAGAAAGAAUGGAAUGCAAAACCUGAGAAACAAUAGCAUACCACAACAACAAUUUGGAGGAUUAACGCAACCUCAAACUUUAGAUAUGGAGAAUACCAAUCUAACAACAUUUCCUAUGAUUGAUGACACAAAUAAGUUUGUUAGUUUCACACCAACAUACAUUCGAGCUCCAUCACUUAAUACUCCUUCACCAAAUCUUAAUCGUGACGUGGUGAACAAUUAUGGAUACUCACCACAAACUCCGGUACGUCAUUUUGGGCAGGGUGAAAUUCACUCAUUUCCGCAGUAUUUAAUACGAAUGCAGCAUCCGCAUGUCAUAUACGACGAUGUUGCUGGAGGAACAUCAAGUAUUGUAGGGUCAUUGGGUCAUAGCCCAAGUGGUAGCAUUAUAGACACUACAAGUUUGCAAACUCAUUUAGCUCAACUUCAAAAUAUCAAUGUAGCGAGACAAAAUAAUAUAUUACAACCAACUAAUUCAAGUUUCUCUAAUCUCAUGAACCUAUCCCCGGACUCUAAUAUUCAGGGUCAUUAUAUAUCACUCCAACCCUCAAUAAGCCAUAAAUUAGCAGACGAUAAGAUUGCAACUUCGAUUACUUCAUCAGUUCCAGUAUCAGUGUCUACACCAACUUCACCUAAUUACUCAGGUCAAACCCGGUCAGAUACAUCUGUUAUCCCAAGUGUUUCCUCGUCAACGACUGGAAGUUCAACUAAUUCGCAACAAACAGUAACAUUGACCCAAGCUGACAAAUCAUUAAAUACUAAUAUAUCAAGUAUAAAUCCACCUUCGACAUCUUCCCCAUCAAUUAGUUGACUUGUGGCAAACACAACAAACAACUGAUUCUUACUCACUUGGAUUUAAUAAUAACUGAAACAUAAAAAACAACCACUAAUUUCUAGUGAUAUUAAUUGAGAAAUUUUAUGUACAAUACAAGCUAGAUAUCGAAGAAUCUGAUAUAUUUCAUAUCGUUCAAUCUUUGCAAAAGAUUAUUGUUAUUUAAAUGAGAAUCCGCGAUUGUUGUC
This is a messenger RNA of Schistosoma haematobium, 3889 nucleotides long. RefSeq lists its product as uncharacterized. Bases 1884 to 3680 code for a protein of 598 amino acids. The transcript has 6 exons. The record is from RefSeq and is a predicted model, not a curated record. Lineage: Eukaryota; Metazoa; Platyhelminthes; Trematoda; Strigeidida; Schistosomatidae.